Molecule: messenger RNA, 2350 nt
Organism: Babesia bovis T2Bo
Lineage: Eukaryota; Apicomplexa; Aconoidasida; Piroplasmida; Babesiidae
Product: putative integral membrane protein
Exons: 9
Coding region: 91-2313 (740 amino acids)
Source: RefSeq, a predicted model, not a curated record
AAAUCAUCUUGUAAUCGUUUCAACGUUAAGGUUUUUACUUCAUACGCUACGCUGCAUGAAAAUUAUGGGUUUCUAUGCAAGAUCCUCAGGAUGAGAAGUACAAUUAUAAUAUGGCAGACUUAUAGCCUGCUGUUUGCAUUAACAUUGCAUCUUAUUUAUGCCAUACCAUUCCUUGAGCGACCAUAUUUUCGAGAAACUGAUAUCAAAUACACUGCAUUGGACAACCAGAAUAACACAAUUGAUUGUAAGGGACUUCGAAUCAAUGUUCUGUCAGCUAUAGAACGUUGUGAUGAGCGCGUAAAAAAUCGAACAUUUGACAUUAGAAGUUAUUGCAAUUCCACUCUCACCUGUGUACCAGAGUCUGACUGCUCGUCUACAAAACUGAAAAUAGAGAUAAAAUACACAUGCCUUGAAAGCAUAUCCCGUCCAAUCGAUGACGACAAAGAACACAUAAAAACACAAGAUCGGUUCAUGAAUACCGAUAUUGGAUGCCCUAGGGAAAACUAUGUAGAUAUCACAAACGCAAAAUAUGGAUAUGGGUGGUACAAAGGUAUAGAAGUUGAACCAAUCAAUGUCAUUAACGAUGUCAAACUAGCAUGCCAAUACAAACGAGCUUGUAUGUUCAAUCCACUUGUUCUAAAGAAAAAUUUAUACGCUGGCGAAGGGAAUUAUUUUGUAAUACAUUUCAGAUGCUUACCAGUAACGGACAAAUGCUAUCAGGUUAAUUGCGGACAAAAUGCUCAUUGUGUUAAUGAAGGGGAUAAAGUAAUGUGCGAGUGCGAUCUCGGAAGUAUUAGAGAAAAUAACAAGUGUAUUGAAAUAACAAACCCAAGUGAUCCAAGGCAUCGAACAAUACACCUUGCAAGAUUUGAUGUUAUUCCCGAUAUUGAUAUUGAAACGCUAUCAAAGGAACCAGACGAAAAUGAGCAUAUUGAAGUUUCAGAUGAAGAAGGCUUUGGCAUGGUUGACAAAGAAACAGGUGCAGUUGUGCUUAAUGGGGAUGACCCCCAUAUUAUUGACGAAGAUGCAAAUGACCCAAGUAAAAUAAACCCAAGUGACCCCACUAUUUCAGAGAAAUUGGGGCCCGACAAAAAUAAUGAUGCAAGCACUCCCGACAUUGGAAAUGUUGGAAUGGAUCCCAUUAAUGCGAAGGUUGAUGAUUCUGCAAAAGAUAUAACAGGUGAGCACAUUGCGUCACCACCAGAACAUACUCUGCCAAGUCACAAAAUAGACAUACCUGAACCUACUGGAGUUGCAGCAAACAAACCAGGAGAACAGAAGAAUAUGGGCACCGUUGCCGUGGAACACAAAGGGAACGACGACAGUGGUCAUAUAAUAACAGCAGGUGAUCCUAAAGACGGUCACAAUGGAGAAAAUAAUGCAGCAAACAAACCAGGAGAACAGAAGAAUAUGGGCACCGUUGCCGUGGAACACAAAGGGAACGACGACAGUGGUCAUAUAAUAACAGCAGGUGAUCCUAAAGACGGUCACAAUGGAGAAAAUAAUGCAGCAAACAAACCAGGAGAACAGAAGAAUAUGGGCACCGUUGCCGUGGAACACAAAGGGAACGACGACAGUGGUCAUAUAAUAACAGCAGGUGAUCCUAAAGACGGUCACAAUGGAGAAAAUAAUGCAGCAAACAAACCAGGAGAACAGAAGAAUAUGGGCACCGUUGCCGUGGAACACAAAGGGAACGACGACAGUGGUCAUAUAAUAACAGCAGGUGAUCCUAAAGACGGUCACAAUGGAGAAAAUAAUGCAGCAAACAAACCAGGAGAACAGAAGAAUAUGGGCACCGUUGCCGUGGAACACAAAGGGAACGACGACAGUGGUCAUAUAAUAACAGCAGGUGAUCCUAAAGACGGUCACAAUGGAGAAAAUAAUGCAGCUGAGCGAAUGAAACAGCAUAAUAAUAAUGGCGGCAAUAUGCAAAUAACUAAGGACGACGAGUCUGCCUAUGGCAAUGAAAACAAGAAUCCCAACGCGAUUGUUGGAAGGAAAAAUGAUAGAAUUUCAAGACACCAAUUAGGUAGCAAGGAUACAAUGCUAAAUAUAAUGAGUCCUUAUACGGUGGCAAACCCAAAGUUGUCGCCUAUCAAGGAACAUGGAGCUAAAUUGUUUAAUGUAGAGAUGUCGCAAAAUGCUGAACAAAAUUCAGAACAUACAAGAUUGUCAUUCAAAUGCUUCAUACCAAUUGGUCAAAUGAGUGUAAAAGAAAAAGGCCAAGCAGCUCAUGUGGAAUUUGAAGGAAGACAUGACAAAGAUCAUGAACAUAUAUAUCGUUACAGAUACUGCACUGCUAAUAACGAAUAACAUUAUAAUCAUUUUAAUGUAGGAAACCAAAUGCCCU